This is a messenger RNA of Medicago truncatula (barrel medic), 929 nucleotides long. Its product is annotated as CASP-like protein 2A2. Lineage: Eukaryota; Viridiplantae; Streptophyta; Magnoliopsida; Fabales; Fabaceae. The transcript is spliced from 3 exons. The record is from RefSeq and is a predicted model, not a curated record. Bases 118 to 771 code for a protein of 217 amino acids.
ACUCAAUUAAUUCCUCACAUACCCUCCAAAGCUCAAACAGUACUACUUUCUCUAGCACAUGCACACUUCUUUGCCCUUAGCAAAACCAAGCAAAAAACAAUACACAAUAUAGUGAUAAUGAUGGAGAAAGGAAAUGCUACUGUAGUUUCAGCUACAAGGUCUCCAAUGCAGGUUAUGAUGGCACCUGCUGCUGCUGCUGCUGCAACUGGUGAGGAGUUGGAAGGAAACACAACUUCCUUCUUACGCACUGCUGAGACAUUCCUGCGUCUUCUUCCAAUUGGUCUUUGUGUAGCAGCACUUGUUCUUAUGCUUAAGAAUUCCGAAGAAAAUGAUUAUGGCUCUGUUUCCUACAAUGACCUUGGAGCUUUCAGGUAUUUGGUGCAUGCAAAUGGCAUUUGCGCAGGUUACUCCCUACUUUCUGCUGUCGUUGUUGCUGCCCCCCGCCCCACUCUGCUUCGUGCUUGGACUUUCUUUUUCCUUGACCAGGUACUAACAUACAUAAUUUUGAGCGCUGGAGCUUCAUCCAUGGAGGUGGUGUACCUAGCUGAGAAUGGAGACAGUGCAACAGUAUGGAACUCAGCUUGUGGCUCUUUUGGUCAAUUUUGUCACAAGGUCACAGCUUCAGUAGCUAUCACAUUUGUAGCACUUUUUUGCUAUGUGAUUCUUUCCCUCAUUUCCUCUUUCAAGCUAUUCAGCAAUUAUGAUGUCCCAGCAAGUUGCCCUAAUACUACAGGCAAUGAUCACAACAUUGCUCCUGCUUUCAAUGGCUAGCUUACCCUAAUGUUUGUUGUGUUAUGGGAUAAUAUUAUUAAAUUUUCUAUGUUUUAUGAGUCAAGGUAGCCAUGGCCAAUAAUAAUAUUGGAUGUAUGUAUGUAUGUAUGUAUAACCAGACCUUUGUUUAUUUUAUAUAGAACAUGCUUCAUGGAUGA